This is a messenger RNA of Aureobasidium melanogenum CBS 110374, 1005 nucleotides long. RefSeq names its product hydrolase, TatD family protein. Bases 1 to 1005 code for a protein of 334 amino acids. The record is from RefSeq and is a predicted model, not a curated record. Gene Ontology annotation, molecular function: 3'-5'-DNA exonuclease activity. The transcript has 3 exons. Gene Ontology annotation, cellular component: cytosol. Lineage: Eukaryota; Fungi; Ascomycota; Dothideomycetes; Dothideales; Saccotheciaceae.
AUGUCGACGACAGCAGGAAACGAUCCGCUCACAGCAGGCCUCAGCGCCGUGCCCGUACAGCCCGAAGACAAGAGCACACCAUCUCUGAAAUUUGCCGAUAUUGGCAUCAACCUGAGUGAUCCCAUUUUCCGAGGCGUCUACCACGGCAAGAAGGCACACGACGAUGACCUACCACAAAUCGUCCAACGCGCUCUGGGAGCUGGCUGUAGGAAGCUCAUGGUCACAGGCUCUGACCUCGAAGAGUCUCAGAAGGCCAUUGAGUUGGCUGAGCAAUACCCUGGUCUCUGUUACGCUACAGUAGGAGUUCACCCGUGUUCCGCCAUGACGUUUGACAAGUACGAACAAGGCCCCGACGCGUUACUAUCUGCUCUCCGCAAUCUCGCUCUUAAGACUAAAGCUGCUGGCACUGCAGCAGCGUACGGCGAAUUUGGUCUCGACUACGACCGACUGCAUUACGCCGACAAGGACACUCAGAUCAAGUAUUUCCGCAAGCAACUCGACAUCGCUGUCGAGGUACAGCUGCCCUUGUUCCUGCACUCGCGUGCAGCAGCAGAAGACUUUGAGGCAAUUCUCAAAGAGAGACUCGAUGAGCUGCCCAAAAGAGGAUGCGUACACAGUUUCACAGGAACACUGCAAGAGAUGAAGAACAUCGUAAACAUGGGCUUUGACGUCGGCAUCAACGGAUGCAGUCUGAAGACAGAAGAGAACGUCGAGGUGGUCAAAGAAGUUCCACUGGAGCGACUACAGAUCGAGACUGAUGGUCCUUGGUGUGAGAUGCGACCGUCGCAUGCUUCAGCAAAGUACCUCAAGGACGCACCUCAGUUGCCAAAGGCUGUCAAGAAAGAGAAGUGGACGGCCGAAAACAUGGUCAAGGGCAGAAAUGAACCCUGUACCAUCCCCAAUGUGGCUUAUGCUAUUGCCAACAUCAAGGGCAUUUCGGUCGAGGAGGUAUGCGAAGCCGCAUGGAACAACUCGAUCAAGAUGUUUGGCCUUGGUGAGAGAUAG